Messenger RNA from Arachis stenosperma, 2391 nucleotides. RefSeq names its product probable glutamate carboxypeptidase AMP1. The coding region runs from base 100 to 2199 and encodes 699 amino acids. Lineage: Eukaryota; Viridiplantae; Streptophyta; Magnoliopsida; Fabales; Fabaceae. The record is from RefSeq and is a predicted model, not a curated record. Gene Ontology annotation, molecular function: carboxypeptidase activity. The transcript is spliced from 10 exons.
UUUCUCUUUCUCUUUCUCUUUCUCCAUAAUAAAAAUAAAAAGAAAAACAAAACAGAGCAUCCUCUGUUUCUCUGUGUACUCUGUUUUUUCCACCAAAAAAUGGUGCGGAUUAUUCCCUUGCCCACCAACGCUAUCACCGGAAAGCCUUCACCUUUGGAAACUUUUGUGGCCAUACUCGUUCUCUGCAUUCUGGGUUUCUACACCCUCUAUUACCCUUACCCUGUUUCAACUUCAACCGCCAUUGAUCUCUUUCUCUCUUCUGCUUCCAACUCCACCAUCUCCUCCUACCUUCGCAGCCUCACCCUCCACCCUCACCUCGCCGGAACAAAGCUCGCCGCCGAUACCACACGCCUCGUCAUAAACCACUUCAGGUCCCUUAACCUUCCAACGCACACAACAACCUACACCACACUCCUCUCUUACCCUCUUCACUCCUCUGUUUCAUUGCAUUUCCCAAACGGUUCAGUUCUCAACCUUCCACUCACCGAACCCGUUCAUUUCAGCGACCAGACCGGACAACCAGUGGUGCAACCUUAUCACGCUUACUCGCCGUCCGGUUCGGCUUAUGCGAGGGCGGUUUUCGUGAACUACGGCAGGGAGAGGGACUACCGUGCGCUUCGGGCGCAGGGGGUGCACGUUAGCGGCUGCGUCGUUGUGGUUCGUAAAGGCGGCGGGUUAGGGAGGGGAGCGGUGGUUGAGAAAGCUGAAGAGAAUGGCGCGGUGGCAGUGCUGGUUUACGGGGACGGUGACACGUGGCGUGAUGGGUUCGAGAGAGGUCACGUGAUGAGGGGUGUGGGGGACCCUUUGAGUCCUGGUUGGGCUGGUGUUGAUGGCGGUGAAACCUUGGGUUUGGAUGAUAGCGAGGUUUCGAAGAGGUUCCCCAAAAUUCCAUCUUUACCCUUGUCUGCUGAGGUUGCUGAGACUGUUUUGGGGUCCUUGGGUGGUGCUCCGGUGCCCCUUGAAUGGAGGGGUACCCUAGGAUCUAAGGUCAGGCACGUUGGUCCUGGUCCCACCAUGCUCAAUUUCUCUUACCAGGGAGAGAAGAAAGUGGCAACUAUUCAGAAUGUGUUUGCUGUGAUAAAGGGUUGUGAGGAACCUGAUAGGUAUGUGUUGCUUGGGAACCAUAGAGAUGCAUGGACUUUUGGUGCUGUUGAUCCCAGCAGUGGGACAGCUGCCCUGCUCGACAUUGCCCGGAGAUUUUCGAUUCUGUUAGGUUCCGGUUGGACUCCGAGGAGAUCUAUCAUUCUCUGCAGCUGGGAUGCUGAGGAAUUCGGAAUGAUAGGAUCCACUGAGUGGGUUGAACAAAACCUUAUCAAUCUGAGUCCCAAAGCUGUGGCAUACCUUAAUGUGGACUGUGCUGUUCAAGGGCCUGGCCUCUUUGUUGGCUCAACUCCUCAGCUAGACAAUCUUAUUGUGGAGGUCACAAAGAAGGUCAAGGAUCCUGAUUCUGAGGGUGCAUCAAUAUAUGAGAACUGGGCUGUCACUGGUGAAGACUACAAUAUUCAAAGGCUCAGUGCAGUUGAUUCUGAUUUUGCUCCAUUUGUGCAACAUGCAGGGGUUCCAUCUAUUGAUGUUUAUUAUGGAAGAGAUUUUCCUGUCUAUCACACGGCUUACGACUCGUAUAACUGGAUGACAGAGUAUGGAGAUCCAUUUUUUCAGCGACAUGUUGCCGUUACUGGAAUUUGGGGACUCCUAGCCCUUCACCUGGCCGACGAUUCCGUUCUUCCCUUCAGUUAUGUUUCCUAUGCGAAUCAAUUAUUGUUUUACAAGAACAAGUUGAGCAACUUGUUAGAUCAGCAAGUUUCUCUACAUCCAUUAACCAUGUCAAUUCAAGAAUUUGCUUCUGCUGCCAAGCAAGUUGAUGAUGAAUCAAAGCAACUGAGAUUGCAAGAAACUGCAGGUGAUAUAGUAGAUAUGAAGAAGCGAGCGUUGAACGACAGACUAAUCCUUGCCGAAAAAGGCUUCCUUGAUGCAGAUGGUCUUCAUGGAAGGCAGUGGUUCAAGCAUCUUGUGUUUGGGCCUCCAAGGGACCAAGAAAGCAAGCUAGAUUUCUUCCCUGGGAUUGCUGAUUCAAUAACACAGGGAUCAUCAAAGGCAACAAGUGAAAGAGAAAGGGUAGCAGCAAUUCAACAUGAAAUCUGGAGGGUUGCAAGAGCCAUUCAAACAGCUGCUUCUGCACUAAAAGGAGAAUUCACCUAACCCAUGCAAAUCCAUUUCUAUGUUUUGAGUUACUCGUAAAUAUUCCACUCCAAUAGUUUUGACACUUAUAAAUGUACAUUAGCUUUCAAAAAGGGAGAUGUUAAUGUAUUAUGUCUUAUAUACUCUUAUGUAUGUAUAUAAGCAGUUUUUGUAAUGGUUGGACACUUAUUAAUUAUUAUUCAUACCUGCCAA